Molecule: messenger RNA, 901 nt
Organism: Amoebophrya sp. A25
Lineage: Eukaryota; Dinophyceae; Syndiniales; Amoebophryaceae
Source: the annotation of a GenBank genome assembly
GUGAUCCGACACGCGGCAGAAAUUGUAAGGCUCGUGGCCAAAGAACUGAAACAAGUUGUUGCGGAGGACUGUCGCAGACUCGAGGUCAUACAGCAGCAACGUGUCCUUUUUCUGGACGAGAAAAGUUUUUAGGAUAGGACGGACAAAGAAGCAGCACUGUUUUAGCCUUGGCUUGCAGAUAAUGGUCUAAUCAAUCGAUGGAUCUAUUUCUAUAAUUAGAAGGAGUACCAACAUGUUGAUGCAGAAGAUGAAUUACAUGUCCUGUCGGCUCGGCAGAGGGUACAGUAUUUUGCCAAGUCAUCAGCAUUCAUCGUGUACUGUAGGUAUGGAGGAUCAUCUUCUUUUUUUUCGUUCAUACUUGCGCAGCGAUCUAUCUGCUGCAAACGAGAUUGGGCGACUUUGGACACUUGCUGGGGCAGCAAGAGUACUUAACUGCGAUGCUAGACGGUGGUGAAGAAAAAGGUGGCUUUUCUUUCGCAUCGAUUGUUAAGGUCAGCUUUUAUCUAAAUCUCUUUUAUAGCAUCUCGAUACCCUUAUCCCUUGCAUUUCAUGGGAAAGGGGUGGGGAUGAGGGGACCGAGAUGAAAAGACGCUGACUCUAAGACUGCACUACGCACCACACUGGAGUCGACUCCGUACGCGUCAUUGGUGGUGGAUAUGCGGGCCAAGCUGAACGCUUUUGAGAAGCAAAGUAGCGAGAAGUUUCGUCAGUCGAGCACAACAGGCGCAAAUGCUUUCGGAACGCAGAUGAUGCCAACGUCGAGCACCAGAAGCAAACGUCGACAACUUCUAGAUAUAUGUGCGAAAAUCGAAGAAGAUGUGGCAACGCAACUGUCCGGGGCCGACGAGCCAGGGUCCCUGUUGCGGGAUGCUUUAGCGCAACUACAAGACGCAAUGAAGGC